ACCCAGGGGCUGCCCCAGCGAUGGAGCCCAGUGACCCACAGGGGAAAAGAGUCGCCGUUGUCGGCGGUGGUCUGGUGGGUGCAUUAAAUACCUGUUUCUUUGCUAGACGAGGUUUCCAUGUUGAUGUUUAUGAAACCAGAGAAGAUAUCCGGGUGGCCAGCUUGAACCGUGGCAGAAGCAUUAACUUGGCCCUGUCCCACAGAGGACGCCAAGCCCUUCGAGCCGUGGGGAUGGAAGAGCAGAUUGUGUCCAAAGGCAUUCCCAUGCGGGCAAGGAGGAUACAUACACCUUCAGGGAAGAAGUACUCUAUCCCCUAUGGAAAGAAAAACCAGUACAUUCUCUCUGUGGACAGAGCAAACUUAAACAGAGAGCUGCUAACAGCUGCUGAGAAGUACUCCAACACUAAACUGUACUUUGGACAAAAGGUCUUGGGGUGCAACGCAGAGUUAGGGAAGUUAACCAUAAAAAGAUUUGACCAACGGCCCUUAGAAGUCACCUACGAUCUCAUCGUGGGAUGCGAUGGAGCCUUCUCAACAGUCAGAAAGCAAUUCAUGAGACAAACGCGCUUUAACUACAGCCAUGAGUACAUUCCUCAUGGCUAUAUGGAGCUGACCAUCCCUCCCAAGGAUGGAGAAUUUGCCAUGGAACCAAACUACCUCCAUAUCUGGCCAAGAAACACCUUCAUGAUGAUUGCACUGCCCAACAUGGACAAGUCCUUCACCUGCACGCUCUUCAUGCCCUUUGAGGAAUUCGAGAAGCUCACAACGGGCGAGCAAGUGCUGGGUUUUUUCCAGACCUACUUCCCAGACGCCAUCCCCCUCAUCGGAGAGCGAGAGCUGAAGCACGAUUACUUUUUGCUGCCAGCCCAGGCCAUGAUAUCUGUGAAGUGCUCCUCCUACCACCUUGGCUCCCGGUGCGUGCUGAUGGGAGAUGCCGCGCAUGCUGUUGUGCCCUUCUACGGACAGGGCAUGAAUGCUGGCUUUGAGGACUGUCUGGUCUUUGACGAAUUAAUGGACCAGUUCCACAAUGACUUUGGUGCCUGUCUCCCUGAGUUCUCCAGGCUGAGGGUCCCAGAUGACCACGCGAUCUCAGAUUUAGCUAUGUACAACUAUGUAGAGAUGCGUGAACACGUGAAUUCAACGUGGUUCAUUUUCCGGAAGCACAUAGACAACAUCCUCCACACCCUCAUGCCUUCCACCAUCGUCCCGCUGUACACCAUGGUCACCUUCACCAGAAUUCGCUACCAUGAGGCACUUCAGCGCUGGAAAUGGCAGAAAAAGAUAAUUAAUCGAGGGCUUUUUGUCAUGGGGGCAGCAGGAUUGUGUGGCACCUACCUGCUCGUAAAGUGGCUGGCGCGGGACUCAGACUUCUGUGUGGAAAACUUGUGGGGAUGGUCCCAUUACCUCAAGAAGGUUGGAAAUUUUCCCUUUGGCACACAGGUGGCUUAAAUGUGAGGCGAGAUGCUGGUUGUAAUAAAAGUGAAGGCAUGAGCUGUUGGCUUGGCUGGAUGA
Molecule: messenger RNA, 1511 nt
Organism: Tyto alba (common barn owl)
Lineage: Eukaryota; Metazoa; Chordata; Aves; Strigiformes; Tytonidae
Gene: KMO
Product: kynurenine 3-monooxygenase
Exons: 15
Coding region: 21-1448 (475 amino acids)
Biological process (GO): quinolinate biosynthetic process; NAD+ metabolic process; L-tryptophan catabolic process
Cellular component (GO): mitochondrial outer membrane
Molecular function (GO): NAD(P)H oxidase H2O2-forming activity; FAD binding; kynurenine 3-monooxygenase activity
Source: RefSeq, a predicted model, not a curated record